AUGGCACCCUCGAGCCAGUCGGGCCCCGGCAAGAAGAAUGCCGCCAUGUCCAAGCAGAGCCGCAACUCGACGCCGGCGCCGGCCAGCCUGCCGCCGACAGAGUUCUACGACCCAGACUAUCUGAACACCAGAGUCAUUCUUUUCUCCAACCUUGCCUAUGACGAUCUCGUCGAUCAGGGCGCUUCCACCGCCACGGUUCCCGACUCCAAGAGCAUCGACGUAAUGCUCGACAAACUCAAGAGCCUCACCAGUAUCAUGGAGAAGCGCUCAACGUUCUACGACCGAGGCAUGCGCCAUCUCGCCGAUGAGCGGAAGAAGCGCCCUGAUGACGACUACAUGCGUGUCGACGGCGAGCAAGAGGGCAAGAAGCACAAACACAAGAGAAAGAAGGGCUCCGAGUCACAGGGGCUGGGAGAUGGCGGAGAGCAAUCAUCACCGCUGCGAGACUCAAAACGAAAACACUCCCGCGACGGCUCCGCCAGCUCUUCCUUGUCGCCCAUCGCCGCAGGCUCGCCUUCUGCUAUGGACGUGGACAAGAAGCCAAAGGAAGACAACAAAGAGGAAGAAGACGAAUCGAGCUCCGAAGACGAGGGCGCACCCCCGAGACGCGAGAUGCCGCAGUCGCAAACCUUUGGCGAGGACCCCUCGACCUUCCCGGAUCCUACGGUUUAUGAGAUCAAGGAGAUUCAGCCGGGCAUGUCGGACGAGGAGAAGAGGGAGAUUUAUUCCGUUGCCGUCUACCCGCGGAGCAACCUCGCGGACAUGAUUGCUGGUGACCCGCCCGACAAGGACUUCAGCAACGCAAAGCCCAGCAGCCAAAUCAACUUCACCACCUUUUCGACGUACAUCGAUCCUUACUUUCGGCCAUUUACAGAGGAGGAUCUCGCAUUCCUGCGAGAACGCGGCGACCGCGUAUCACCUUUUGUCAUGCCGAAACGUGGCAAGCGUUCCUACACGGAGAUCUGGGCCGAAGAGGAUGGCGCCAUGGCGGUGGACUCGCCGCAGCAGGGCCGUGAAAAAUUGCCGCCAAACCAGUCUCGAGGAACCAUCGACAACAUGACGGACAGCAUAGGUGAGACGGACGGGCUCUCGAUAAGCCCACUGGCGUCGCGCCUGCUGCAAAUGCUUCGACCCGAGAACCGAACCCAGUCGUCCGACGACAAGACUGUCACUAACGGUGUCGUGAACGGAGACGUCAGCAUGAACGGCGACAUGAACGACGACCAGCCGCAAGGUAAUGGCACAGGCGACGACAAGACCAACCCGCUGCCUCCCGCUACGUACAUGUCGGAAUCGUCCACGGAGGCGUGGAAGAAGGCGACUCAUCCCAAGCUCGACUAUGCACAAGUGGACGAACGUCUGAAGCAGGAGCUGAAGCACAUCGGGUUCCUGCCGCAGGAUGGCUUCGAGGUAGACUACGACGGCCACUUUGACGACGAGGUGGCCGGCAGGCUUCGAUUCCUGCAGGAAAAGCUGCGGCAGCAGAUGCUCAUCAACGGGGCGCGCAAAGCGCGUCUGACGGAGCUGGUCCGCGAGAGGAUGGCGCACCAGGAAUACCAGACGAUCCUGGAGGACCUGGAUUCGCAGGUGCAGGCGGCGUACCUCAAGCGGACGCGGACCAUGGGCAAGAGCAAGAAGACGAAGCGGCCCGGCGGUGCAGGCGGCGGCAGCCACGUGGUAGGCGGCGCGUCGGCCACGGCGAGACCGGGCAUCGGCGACCUUACGAAGACGCUGAUGGAGCGGAGGCGCCGGUGGAUCGACACCAUCGGGUUCCUCUUCGACGACGAGAGCCUCAGCAAGGUGCCGCGCGAGUCGGAUCCCGACAGCUCCAUCUUCAAGCCGGAAGACAUGCAGCAGCUGAUGAAGCAGGAAAAGAAGCAGUGGGACGAGGAGGUGGAGGAGGAAUAA
Purpureocillium lilacinum is the source of this 1908-nucleotide messenger RNA. Its product is annotated as transcriptional regulator. Lineage: Eukaryota; Fungi; Ascomycota; Sordariomycetes; Hypocreales; Ophiocordycipitaceae. Gene Ontology annotation, molecular function: transcription coactivator activity. Gene Ontology annotation, biological process: regulation of transcription by RNA polymerase II. The record is from RefSeq and is a predicted model, not a curated record. Gene Ontology annotation, cellular component: SAGA complex.